Exophiala dermatitidis NIH/UT8656 is the source of this 1329-nucleotide messenger RNA. RefSeq names its product serine-type carboxypeptidase F. Gene Ontology annotation, biological process: proteolysis. Bases 1 to 1329 code for a protein of 442 amino acids. The record is from RefSeq and is a predicted model, not a curated record. The transcript has 5 exons. Lineage: Eukaryota; Fungi; Ascomycota; Eurotiomycetes; Chaetothyriales; Herpotrichiellaceae. Gene Ontology annotation, molecular function: serine-type carboxypeptidase activity.
AUGUCUGACGACAGCCGCGGCUUGUUCUUCGUCUUCCAGCCGACGGUCGGAGACCCAGUAGACGAGAUCACGAUCUGGUUUAAUGGCGGACCGGGCUGCAGCUCCCUCGAAGGAUUUCUCCAAGAGAACGGUCGGAUCCAAUGGGCCUGGGGCCAGUAUUCUCCGCAGAUCAACCCAUACUCGUGGGUCAACCUGACAAACAUGCUGUGGGUGGAAUAUCCCGUGGGGGUGGGCUUUUCUCCUGGAACGCCCACCGCCACCAACGAAGAAGACCCAGCUGCCGAAUUCAUUCAAUUCUUCAAGAACUUCCAAACCAUCUUCAACAUCAGCAACUACAAGAUCUACGUCACCGGCGAGUCAUAUGCAGGACGCUACGUCCCCUACGUUGCAAAUGCCAUUCUUGACCAGAACGACAAGACCCACUUUAAUCUUUCUGGUGCCCUAGUUUACGACCCCUGCAUUGGAUCCUUCGCAGCCGGCAACGCGAUAGCAGUUUACCCGUACGUGGAGCAAAACAACAACAUCCUCGGCUUCAACGAAUCAUUCCUCACAACCCUCGCCGACCGCGACAAGCAGUGCGGAUGGGCCCAAUACCGACAAGAUUACAUCCAAUUCCCACCCAACGGCACCCAACCACCUCUGUACUUAAACAACACGGCCAACCCGGACUGCGACCUCUGGACUACUGUCUACGACAACGCCUACGGAGUCAACCCCUGUUUCAACGUAUACGAGCCCAACCUGCAAUGUCCAUUACUGUCCGAUCCGCUAGGCUAUCCCAGCGACAUUGUUUACUCGUACCCCGGUUUACCUCCCUACUUCAACCGCACGGACGUCAAAAAGGCCAUCCAUGCACCCCUUGACACAGAGUGGCAAUUGUGCAAAGGUCCCGUGUUCAUCGGCACAAACGGCGGUGGACCGGAAAACGAGAACGACACGAGUCCCGAUCCGAUUCAGCGGGUGUUGCCGAGGGUCAUUGAAGCCACGAACCGAGUCUUGGUGUCCAACGGCGCUCUCGAUCUCGAUCUGCUUACCAACGGUACAAUGCUUGCUAUCCAGAACAUGACUUGGAAUGGGCAAUUGGGGUUCCAGUCAACCCCAAACACGCCUAUUGUCAUCAAGUUGCCGGACUUGAUGUAUCAGGACGUCUUUGAGGAGAAUGGCUUUGGUGGAUUCGAUGCCUAUCAGGGGAUCAUGGGCGUGCAGCAUUUUGAGAGAGGUCUAAUGUGGGCUGAGACGUAUUUGAGUGGGCAUAUGCAGCCGCAGUUUCAGCCGAGGAGCAGUUAUCGCCAUUUGCAGUGGUUGUUGGGGAGGAUUGAUUCCUUGUGA